UUUACGUUAGCUUGAAAGUUGUUACCUACCGGUUGGUCCUCGCUGGCUGUUAUGAAAGGGGACCGCAUUUCGCGGACACAAAGCUAAAGCAGCCUCAGGAUGCGUAGCAGGACGAGAAGGAGGAGGAGGGUGAUGGAGUUGGUCCUCUGAUGGAGGAUGUUGUCCUACACUACAAGCCUGGAUCAGCUGCUGGGCUCAGCUCUCUGAUAGAGACCACUGAGAAGCUUCUGGAGCCUUUUCCCUGUCGGACUCCUCCAGUAUUCACACCCUGGUUUCCUGCGGUUGCAGACCGCCACCUGCCCAUCAGACCAGCCAAACCAGCUCCUAUCAUCACCUGCUCUGGUGGUUUACUCUUCUCUGGCAGCAGGCCUCACACUCACUCUACACAAAAACAAGAGGCUGAAGUUCUUGAUGAAAAACCUAAUGAGAGAUCGACGACAACAUCACAAGUAGAUCCACAGAUACUUGAAGAUGGCAUCUGCAUCUCAGAAACCCCACACAACCUCCUCCCGGUGUCGCUCUGUACCAAACCAGAGAGAGGCAUCAGCAGCUUGUCUCCUAAAAAACACAAAGAUGGCGUCACCUUUACAGAUUCACCACGUAAACGGUCCUGGAGCGUCUUCACGCAGAGAGGAUUUCCUCUGCAGAGCUCCCCAUCACUGUCCAAACAGUUUCAUCACACAGUGUCCAAACACCAGCUCCACCUCCGCCAGAGGGCCAAAUGGGUGAUCAGUCAACACAACUGUGGGGGGGACAGAGACAUUGAACAAGUGUGGCGAGCUCUGAGCCGGUGUGUCCGCAGCUCCUCCACUCUGCCAAGCUGUAACGCCAACAUCCAGAGGGAGCAGGCGGAGAUCUGGGUGUUCUGUGACGUUCUCCAGGCCGAGCAGGUGGGCCAAUUCCUGAAGGAUGAGCUGCAGCUGUCAGGGAAGAUCAGCCUGACGGUUCGCAGGCUGGGAAACAUCUUCAGUAUGUAGAAGAACUCCAGGACAAAAGGAAACAAGCAGCAGUCUGACUUCAGACGACAAAGACUCAGGGUUUUAUAAACAUGUUCACACGUCCAGGUGUUGGACCAGAUUAACAUCAACAAAAUAUACGUUUAUUUAAGAUGAUUUCUAAAUCUUUAAUGAUGGGCCUCUUUGCCCAUCCAUGUCCACAAAAAGUUUUUAUUUAUUGUGAAGAAUUUGAACUUUGAUGUCAUACUAGUAACAGUCAAACAACUUAAAUACCUGUUUUUAUUCCAUGGCAACAAAAGGAGACGAUCUCAGCCCAAAAUGUUGAAAACUCCUUUUUUUUUUUUUUUUCUUUUUCUUUAAUCAUCAAAAACCAAGGGUGUCUAUUUUUGUUGAAGUCAUAAUUGUAAGAUGGACUCUGGGGACAGAUAGCAGAAGAAAAUUAUGUGGCUGAGUCACUGAGGGAAGACUUUUGCUCCCAGAACUUUUCACAUAAAUAAGAGUAUGAUGGAAGCAGGUUCAGUAAAACCUUAUAAAUAAGGAUAUGCUAAUGAUUUAGCCUAGGUGUUGUCAGUGAAGGCCACCCACCUUGGUCACUUAAGAUUCAUUAUAAAUAUCAGUGCCCCAUAGUAAACAGUAUCCAUGAUUUAAUACAUUGAGAAGAUGCAUGCAUGUUCAGAGCAUCACUGUAAACAAUCGGAGGCAUAAAAAUGGCAGCAAGAAGUCUUUUUUAAGCAGUAAACAAAAAACAAGAAAUAUAAACCCAGUCACAGCUUUAACGUCUUUACAGCGUGUUCAAUAUAAAGCUUAAAAGACAAAAGACAGAGACUCAUCAAUCAGAUACCAAAGGUAUUUAUAAGAAGACAGAUUUAGUCACCCUGAGUUGUAGUAGCAGAAAGCCUGGGUACAGCUACAGCAGCGGUUCUGUCAGAACUGGACUACAUUUCUUUAUUAAAAGAAGAGCAGAGAACCAAACUAGAAGAUUUUCUUGGUGGAAAAGAUGUUUUUGCUCUUCUCCUGACCGGCUCCAGUCAGAGUUUAAUUUACCAACUGGCUCCACUGAUAGUGAACAAUCAUGGGUUGACACAACAGCUUCCUGUAGAGCAUGCGUGAUUUAGUUACCCCUCAGCAUUGGCACACACCUACUACGUUGUAUGUUUCUUUGCUCUGAUUGGCCUGUAAAGAAUGUGAUGGACAGAAUAUUCGUCCAGUCAUCCUCCAUGUUUCUCUUUCAGAAGAUUUAUCCUUCGUGAACACCGUCUAUGGGGUGAUGCCUGGAUGAAUGUGAAUUGUAUCUGUGCAUAACCAGUCCAUCUGGUAUAAAUAAGCCAACUUUAGCUGCAUUUGACCCUUUUUUGGUUUAAAAGUUAUCAUGUUUGAUUUUACUAGUAUGAGAUCAAAGUUUGACAUUCUGGUGUUGUAUCAGUCCUUCUCUGUAGGUCAUUUAUGUCAUUUUUAUUUGCAGAACACAAAAGUUACUCAACUACUAAUAUGUCAGUUGGCCAGUUUUAGUUUUUGUGCAGAUUUUAGACCCAUCCAGCAAAAUGAUCUUUUUGUUCAUUGGUUCCAAGCUUUGGGUCCAGGACUCCCUUUGGGGCGCCUAAAGAUCUCAGGCUUUGUCUGCUCUGAGAAUGUCAAAGUAAGAUUUGCACAAAAGAACUAAAAUCACAAUAAAACACUUCCUAAAUUUUUCAUAUAAAUAUCUUUGGUAGGAAAAAGCUUUUCUUAGAUACACAUAGAGGGCUCAGAGGCAAAAAGAUGAGGAACCGCUGUUGUAACUCACAAAUUUCUUAACAAAUAACUAGAAAUGGAAGGUAUAGGAUUUCUGCCAAUUUGCAAAUGCUUCCAGAUUUAUUGAAGUCGAUACUGUUAUUGAUCAGGAUAUCAAAAUGAGGUUCAGACCUAAGACUUCAAUCUUUUAAACAUGCUUCAGAUUUUUAGGAUUAACAGAUAUUGUGCAGUGCACAGGAAUAUUUUAGUCCAUAUAUUUAGUGCACAGUGUGCACCCCCAAAUCUAAUUAUGCCUGAUACAGCAUGUCAUUUACCAGAAGCUUCUAUGUUUAAAUGAAUUGCUUUUGUCACUGGAAUCUGGUGCAUUUAAAGACAGCAAUGUAACAGCUUUUUUGACUCCACAGGGCCAGGGUUUAAGAAUACAGAAGUAACCUUUUCAUAUGAAUUAAUUUACAUAUUUAACCUCAGCUUGGAGCAAUUAAUGGUCUAUUUUCCAUUACAUUUACCGUGUAUUUUUGGACCCCUAGAGCAUGAAUCUUAAUUUUAAUGAUCGUUUGAUGCUUUCCUUGAAUUUGUGCUUCUUGACUACUGGGCCUUUCUGUGGAACUAGGUCAUAAGACUGAUAAUGCUUGGAGAACUUCUGUGUCUGUGUCGCAGUACUGGCUUUAAACAUGAUGAAACAUUUCAUCAUCAGAAAUUCAUUUUAAAGAGUUUUAAGUUAGAGAAUACACUAUGAAUUAUACUACAUUCUCUAGAGCUUUUUGUAUUUGAUAUUCUGUUUUUAAACUGCAGAGCUUCAUUAAUAUUUUAUUCAAAUCUGCUUCAUUAAUGAGGUGAGCUGAGGGGGAUUGAACCAGUAAACACUUGCUGUGCCAAAUUUCUGCCUAAAUUGUACUUUUAUGAAUUUAUUGACACAAUGAUGCCGAUUGUAUUUUCAUUUUUGUGUAUUUUUUUGUCAA
Molecule: messenger RNA, 3643 nt
Organism: Cheilinus undulatus (humphead wrasse)
Lineage: Eukaryota; Metazoa; Chordata; Actinopteri; Labriformes; Labridae
Gene: shld3
Exons: 3
Coding region: 150-977 (275 amino acids)
Biological process (GO): negative regulation of double-strand break repair via homologous recombination; positive regulation of double-strand break repair via nonhomologous end joining; positive regulation of isotype switching
Source: RefSeq, a predicted model, not a curated record